Messenger RNA from Phytophthora infestans T30-4, 990 nucleotides. Its product is annotated as riboflavin biosynthesis protein ribBA, putative. NCBI's taxonomy places the organism in Eukaryota, Oomycota, Peronosporomycetes, Peronosporales, Peronosporaceae. The transcript is spliced from 2 exons. The record is from RefSeq and is a predicted model, not a curated record. Gene Ontology annotation, molecular function: 3,4-dihydroxy-2-butanone-4-phosphate synthase activity. Gene Ontology annotation, biological process: riboflavin biosynthetic process. Bases 1 to 990 code for a protein of 329 amino acids. Gene Ontology annotation, cellular component: cytosol.
AUGGCCACUGGCACCUCGAACGGCGUACCCUCCACCAAGAAUGCCGGCACGACCUCCAUCGAGGAGGCGCUUGACACUAUUCGUAAGGGCGGCUUUGUCGUCGUCAUGGACAAUGAGGACCGCGAGAACGAGGGCGACCUCAUCGCCGCCGCCGAGUUCGCCACAGAGGAACGCGUCGCCUUCAUGCUGCGCCACUCGACGGGCAUCGUGUGUGUCCCCGCACUUGCUGACCGUAUCGACGAUCUGCAGCUCCCUCUAAUGGUGGAGAAUAACACGGAGGUGCACAAAUGCAAGUUCACAGUGACUGUGGAUCUCAAAGAGGGCAACUCAACGGGCGUCUCAGCUGCUGACAGAGCGCGUACGAUUCGUGCAUUGGCCGACCCGGAAGUGGGUCCUUCAGCGUUUAACCGUCCCGGUCACAUCUUCCCUCUAUUGGCUCAGAACGGAGGCGUCAUGGUGCGUGCCGGCCACACUGAAGCUGCCACAGACUUGGCACGUCUGGCUGGCGUCAAACCCGUUGGCUACAUUUGCGAAAUGAACGACGAGAAUGGACGAAUGUUGCGUCGUCCGCAAUUGCAAGAGUUCUCAAAGAAAUUCGACGUUCCUCUGAUCACCAUUUCGGAUCUAAUUCGCUAUCGUUCGCGAACGGAGACGUUGGUGCAACGUAUAGACGAACAGAGUAAGGUCACUACUCCACUUGGAGAGUUCGCCAGCGUGGCGUACAAGUCACUGGUACAGGAGAAUCAAACGUACCAUGCGCUUGUGUAUGGCGACGUGGACGGCAAGGACGUGCUUGUAUUCCUGGUCGAAGACGGCUUUGAAGCGAGUCUGCAAGCUCAAUGGGCGCAGAAGUUUGUGGCUACGCACGGCUACGGUGUCCUGAUCUACAUCCACGGCUCGGAGCAGCUUCUGCAGAUUAGUGGCGAACUAAUGGCUCGUCAGAGCAUCUUCGGUAUGGCGAUGCAGAUCGCACGCGACUUGAAGCAGUAG